AUGAGUGAUUUGUCUGCUCUUUCAAGGGGUGUUAGUAAUGUGUUCAUUCCGUGGAGUUAUGCUGCGCUUGGGAUUAGUUUGUACUUUUUUAUAAAUGCAGCUAUUUAUGCAGUGACAACACUUUUGUUAAUAAAUAAGGAAAAUAUUUUGAACAAGGAGAGAUGGCUUUUGGGACUCGAGGAGGAAUUAAUUUCAGAAAUUGAUGUAUCGUCUGUUAUAUCUAUAGAAGACCCGAUACAAGAGGAAGGAAUUUUGGUAGACUCGCUAUUUCAAAUUGAUUCAACCCCACCUAGCAAUACACCAGACUCGUCUACUAGUCAGGAAGAAGAUUCAAAAUCUCCACAAAUAUAA
Messenger RNA from Meloidogyne enterolobii, 351 nucleotides. The record is from the annotation of a GenBank genome assembly. NCBI's taxonomy places the organism in Eukaryota, Metazoa, Nematoda, Chromadorea, Rhabditida, Meloidogynidae.